GCACAACCCAAGCUUUCGUUCCGUGCCCCAGUUCUGUUGGAGUUUGGCGGCCUAGAAGCAUGGAACUCGCGUUUCUGGGAAUAUUGAUUGCCGCCUUCAGCCUCGUUCCUCCACCAGCCAGAGUAUGCCUGUGAUUUUAGCUCGCGAUUGUUAAACCAGUACACUGACGUCUUGAUCGUUCGCAGGGCGAACUGGUGCCAAAUAAAGGUAAAUGGAAGGACCGUGGCCGCAGUCCGGAGUCCCCCGGUCAGUCCUUCUUAAUAAUUUAACGUGCAGGUUAUGUGAUCGUUCAGAACGGAUCGUUCUACCUCAAUUGCCGGAAGUUCGUCUUUUCUGGAUGCAACUCGUGGGACCUCAUGCAGAAUGCGAGUGGUCCAAACAGCAUGUGGACAGUACGUAUUUUCUUCCGCUUUUGUUUCCAUGCUCUGGCUCAUCGUCCUGCCGCCUUCGCCUAGGUGAACGCGACACUCGAUGAUAUGGUCUCCAUGAAUCUCUCAGUUGUGAGAACUUGGGGCUUCUCAACACAGUAAGUGAUCCAUUUCCUAGCCCUGCAUUAUAACGUAUAGCUGUACGCGUUCGCUAAUCUACACAGUUGUCAUUUCAGAGCAAGCUCACCUGUGCAGCUGAGCCCGGGGGUGUACAAUCAAACCCUACUAAGAGGGCUGGAUUUUGUCCUUGCUCAAGCAAAGCUUCGUGGCAUUAGAGUUAUGAUUGCCUUUUCCAACUUCUGGGGUAUGGGAGAUGGAGUCAAUACGGUACGCUUUCUCUCUUGAGGUUUGACUGCCCUUGCGUAGCUGUUGUGGUUUCACGUUCUUUUGAGUUUGGAUGCAGUACAUCAAGUGGGCUGGGCUGAAUCACACGGACUUGUUUUUUAACAGCACUCGCUGCCAAGGGUUUUACAAAAACUACAUGAAGGUCUGCAAGCAGACGCAGCUGAUUUGCGCCAAUUUGUUUUUUUGCAAACACCUACUGGCAGCUUAUUUGUGCGCAGAUGCUAGUUUCGAGGGUCAAUACCUAUAACGGCGUCAGCUAUUUGAACGAUACCACCAUCCUGGGUUGGAAUUUGCUCAACGAGCCAAGGUAUGUCAACUGAACGACACAUCUUCGUUUCAUUUUUGUGUGUGUGUGUCUCUAAUUCCUUGAUUGCAGGUGCUUUACCGAUGGCUGUCAAGAUUCUGUGCAAAACUGGACUGAAGUGAUGUCAACGUAUCUUAAGGUAAUUGUAGCAAUCACUUUUGUGGCCGAUACGUUAGCUCAACAUGGCUAAUCCUGUCUGUCUGUUGUCAGACAAUUGAUCCAAACCAUUUGGUUGCCACUGGUUACGAGGGAUUUUAUGGAGCAAAUCAAAAUCACACGUCAUACAAUCCAGGAGGUGAAGAAACAGCUCACUUGCCAUGGUUUCCGUAUGUGGCUUUAGCCUAACAUGUUCUGCCGACUUGCAGAGCCUUGGGGACAUUGGGCGACGCAGACAGGACAGGAAUUCAUCCGCAACAACAGAUUCUGGGCAAUCGACUUCGCUGUUGCACACAUCUGGUAUGUGGAGCAGUGCAAACUUUCUCAAAUUGUCUGCCAAUCUCACGUGCUGCAUUUUCCAGGUCCGAGAACUGGAUCGGAAACCAGCAGAACACAUCUGCAAAGCUCUCGUUUAUACAGGACUGGGUCACGACACAUAAUCAAGACGCUCGCGUAAGGGUGAUGUGGUCAAUCAAAGACGUACUGGUGUGGCAGUUUCUGUAAAACAUUUGCCCUAAUCGUUCUUGCCUGAGCAGGAUGUCUUGAAGAAGCCCCUGGUAUGGGAGGAGUUUGGAAUGCAGGAUGUCACCUUCAAUGGGACAUUCACCUCGAGAGAUGUGUAUGUUGAGCAUGGAUUAGUGGAAGCGUGCGAACACAUUACAUACUGUUCAUGACGAGCUUUCUGUCCUCUGGCAGGUUUCUGACUGCGAUAUAUAAUUCCCUUUACAACUCUAUUGUUGAAGAUGGAACUGUGCAGGGAGACAACAUAUGGGUCUUCAAGAGCCCAGGUAUGAAUGGACCUACAACCUGCCUGGCUGCACUAGUUGCUGCUCUUGCCAACAUUCACUUCAUUUUGCCAAUGCAGAUGGAGAGUUUGGGUACACCAUUCGGCCAGGACAGUCAGCAGCAAAGAUUGUGAAAGCCCAUGCUGAUGCUGUGAUGCAACACAAGCACAGCUUUGGUGAGCCCUGUUGAACUGCGAGAGGGGGGCCUGCACCUGAGUUGGCAUGCUUUGCCAGAAGUAAUUGUAGUUCUGCUUGGAAUAUGUUGAUAAGAGGCAUGCCUUCACGUGCUGUUGUGUAAGGAUGGGCUAAAUGU
This is a messenger RNA of Closterium sp. NIES-67, 2331 nucleotides long. NCBI's taxonomy places the organism in Eukaryota, Viridiplantae, Streptophyta, Zygnematophyceae, Desmidiales, Closteriaceae. The record is from the annotation of a GenBank genome assembly.